AUGAGCGAAGAUAAUUAAUUGAAUGUUGAUAAAAACUAAAACAAAAAUAAUCUUGAGAAAAUAAUAAAGUUAGAUAAAAAGAAUGGGAAUUUUGAUAUUUUUGAUAAAUAUUCCAAGUAAAGUCAAUUUUCAAUACGAAUAGACGGAAAUUAAAAGUUAGAACCUCUUAGAAUAAUUCGCACAUUAACAGUUCAUAUUAAAAUGAAUACAUUUUGUGUUAUUUUUGGAGACAUAUUAAUUAAGUAUACUUCAAAAAAAUUGAUGAACCUGAAUAUGAACGACUUGAUUAUCUUAAGGCCAUCAAUUAAGAUAUCAUACACACCUAAUUUCCUGUGAAAUAUGCAGAUUAUAAGUUUUAUUAAGCAAGAUAAAUCUUAAAUAAGUAGUUUUUAUCAUCAGAAAAUGCAACUUAUUUGGAAAAUAUUUAAAAACAUAUUAGGCUAAGUGGACUUAUUCAUAAAGCUAAAGAUUUAAAAAUUCCUUAGAUUGAUAAAUUAUAUUAUAUGAAAUAGAAAGCUAUGGUCAAAUUUAAUUAAAAAAACAUAAGGUAUAAAUUUAUUAAUAAAAGUUUGUUGAUAUAAGAAAAUGCUUAAUUAGAUAAACUAUUAGAUAAGUUAAAUGAACAAAUUGAAUUAAGAAUCGGUCAGAAGGAUGAAUUAUUCUAGUAGCUUUAAGAAUAUUCGGCAGAAUUACAACAAAUCAACAAAUUAAAUAAAAUAGAUUUAUAAAAUUUGAAUUAAAAAAUUAAAUCAGAAUAACCAUUAAAUGUCUUUGGCACUUAGGUUCAUAUUUAUAAGUAAAAACGCAAUAAUAAUGGACUCAGUAAAAAUCAAAUUAUCUACAAUAAUGAAGCCUUACUCAACUUUUUGAGAAAGAGUUUAGAAUAAUUGGAUUAUAGAUAAACUGCUGAAUCCAUUGUUAAAGUAGUAAGUACAACUCAUUCUUCAAAUGGAUAUAUAUUUUGUGUAGCAUUUGAAUAAGCCUUAAAUUCAAACAAUGUUAAUAUUGAAGAAGAUUUAAUGUAUUAAUUAGAUAAGUUAAGAGAUACAUCCUUAUUUAAGUUUUACAAUAUUCCCCAAAAAACUAAAUAUUCCCAUAUCUCUUAAAAUGUAUUUAUAUAUAUAUAUAUUAAAGUUUAUUGGAAUUAACUAAGUGUAACAUAACAGAUAGAAACCAAAUCCUUUAAUAAACAAAAAUCUUACAAAAGAGUCUAAAAUAACAUUUUAAAAUGAGAAUGAUUCUAAUUUAUAGCAUUAUGAGGCAUGUCAUCAUUGUAAAAUGCUAUUUAGAGAGGAAUACUUAAUAUCUUGUAAUUAUAGAAGUAGUACUAUGGGAUUACCUAUUAUAAAUUCAUAAAUGACAGAUACGUAUUUAUUCAAUUAGUGUAUAAAUUUCAAUAAAUAAUUUAAGUGGAUGAAGAAGGAAUAACAAGUCGAAGACAAGUACCUAACAGAAAGAAAACAGCUUAUAGUAUAUAUUCAAAGAAAAGUAUCAAAUUUAAUAAAUAAUAUAGAUGGAGAAUUAAUAUGUCAAAGGAAAUUCUGUAGAAUGUGUUUAAAGUAGAACUAUGAUCUUAAAAUUGAAGAUAUAAUAUAGAAAACUGAUUGGGUUUGUCCCUUUUGUUAAGUACAUCCAAAAUAUCAAGUAUCUAGGCCAUUUGUUUUUGUUCAAGAUGCCAAACGAAUGAUAUCAUAAUUAAGUUGAAAGAUUUGUAUACAAUUUGUGGAGGUGAUCUAGAGUAAUUAACUAAAGAUUCAAUUUUUGAGAAAUAUGUAAGACCAUUAACUGAUGAAUAAUUAUAUAAAAGGAAACCAAGUUAAUUAUAAGUAUAUUAUUUAAUUAUUUCAUAGAGAACUGGUUAUUCAAUUGUAAAAUAGUAAUUGAAGAAUUUUAAAGAUAUGCAAACAAUAAGACUUGAUUUUGAGAAUCUUAGAUUAUUAUGUUCUUAGAUAAUGAGAAGAGAGAAGUUGAAAUGGAAAUUAUUAGAAUAAGAUAUACUGAUGUGGAAUGAAGAUGUCAAAUCAUUAUAAAUAAAGAAUAAUAAGAGUACUUAAAAGAAUAUAAAAUUAAAAUCUAAAACUAAACAAAUAGCAAAGAAAUUAUAGUAGUAAAUACUAUAUAUAAUUUAUAAGAUAAGAGAUUGAUUAAAUUCAAGAAUUUUAAGCAUCAUCUUCUUCUAGUAGUAGUGAAUAUCAUUUAAGUAGUGAAUUUGAAUCUGAAGAAAAUCCAAAGGAGAUAUAAUAGAAGAAAUAAAUAACUUAAUAAAUAUUAAAUUCAAAUAAAAGGUAAAAUUAGAAAUAGAAAUCAAUUAAUAGAAUAUAAUAGAAUUAUAAGUCUUUUCCAGUUAAAAAACUCAAGAGAGAAGUAGCUUAUCUUUUAUAAUAUCAGGAUACUAAUAUUUACAGUUAAACUCAUAAAAAAAUCAAAUAGGAUCAAAAAUAAAAUUCAUUCAAGAAAUGA
Paramecium pentaurelia is the source of this 2460-nucleotide messenger RNA. Lineage: Eukaryota; Ciliophora; Oligohymenophorea; Peniculida; Parameciidae. The record is from the annotation of a GenBank genome assembly.